CCAGGUUUUAACCUCAUCGGGCAGGGACGGAAGUCGAAGAAUUGCAGGGAGUUCGGAAUUGGUGCCGAAGUACCGGAGGGGAGUGCCUCCGUCCGGAAACCAAAGACCUCGUGAUUGCAAUAAGGAAUUCGGCGCUGGUUUACUUCUGGAACUGCUGGUGGAUUUCCUGAAGUGCCGCUUUGCAGAAGAAGCGGCUGGAGCGAGCGAGUGCCGGGCGUUUGGCCUGUUCCGGGAGAGCUGAGGCGCCGAGAAACAGCUACGCACCGUCUGAGUGCGAGCAGCUCAAGCGGAAUUCCGCGCUGGCGUGAAGAGGGCAACGCAGACUUUCGGCGUAUGAGAGAGAGUUGGAGCCCGAAAAUCGUGAGAGGCAAUGGGAAGAGCGAGCGGGGCGCGGCAUCGUGCAAAGAGCGGGGUUUGAAAGCUUCGGCUAAGGCGAAUGGUAAAGCGAAUGGUUAUGAACGGCUGGAGGGAAAGGCGUGAAGUUGCUUAUACGCCCUUUGUGGGGGGGAAAAGAGCGUAAUAAGGCAGAUCCAGGAGCGCUAGAAGCGGUGGGAAGACUUGCAAGGGCCGAAUUUCUCGCUCCGCUGCAAGAAGCCGGAGUAAAAUAACCUCGCGUUUGCCUCCGUGGGUCGGGGAAGUUUGGCCUAGUUCAGCUCGUCGGCCCUAUGUGGUGCGUAACCGCUCGGGACGUCCCGAAAUGAAGGGAGCGGUUGAGCUUCGGCAGGUCUCGGACUGGAGUGACUAUGUUCGAGGCCGCUGGCUGCGGGAGUUGCUGGAUCAGCGUCCUUCCGGGGAGCCUCCCAGCCGCGUCCUAACCAGCCCCGACAAGCAUCAUCUGCUGCUCCUGUGGAACCCGCCGGCCUCCCUGCCUCGACUGGUGGCUUUUCAGCGCCUGGGGCUCGAUGGAGGGGACCUGGAGAAGACCUGGAAGCCGCUUCAGCCCCCUGUGGUGGAGUUGCUUUUCCUGGAAAGCCCUGCCGCUGCCCCCGCAACUGUCUCUUGGGUGUUGGCUAUCAUUUGGGAGCAAGGCAGGACUGAAGUCUGGCGCUUUGUACCCACCGCUGGAUGGCACUUGCUGCAGAGCCUGGAACUGUGCCACGGAGCCCGUGCUCGGAUUGUCUCCAUUUGCAGCUUGGGGGACCAGCUUGUGUGGUGUGAAGAGAGGCCUCCUUUUGAUGCUCAACCGACUCCUGAGAGAAGAGCCUUCCAGUAUUGUAUUUGUGUUCGAGGCCUUCAGGUUGGAGAGCAGGGAGUCCAGCUGAGCCCUCUCAGGGUUAUCUUGCACAAUAGCCCUGUUUACCAAGUCUUGGCCAAACCCUCGGGAGUCUUCCUUGUCCCCACCCCAGCCACCUUCCCAAGAAUAGCCAAGUUUGUCCUCAUCUGGCGACCUGAAAUGGCUGAUAUUGUUAUUGCUGCGCCGCACGGCCCGUGUGUUUCCACAAAAGCCUCGCAUGCUGGCACCGACGUAGACUUCAAAAAGCUAGUGCUGAGUUAUGUGGGAUUUUUGGAAUCCAUGACAAAUUUGGCUGUUCACAGCUGUGCUCUAUCCAGUUGUGGAGAGCUGCUCUUGUUCAUGCAAACAGGCACGAUCCAGGGAGUCCAACCUAAUGGCGUUUGGCGACCUGUCUUUGACUUUGCAGGAAGCAUUUUGUCUUCAGGAGAGCAGGUCCAACUAAAGGUAUCUGGGGACAUCCUGGCUUGCUUGCUGAAGGAGACUCUCUAUCUUGUGGAUUUGAACAGUAGAGAGCUGAUAGAAAAUAAAGUCCUGAGCACUGAAAGAGUACACUUUUUGGACUCUCCUACCAUAGAAGAAGAAAUCCAGCUCCUUGCUCAGGAUGGCAUUUAUACUCUUGACUUUUCAGACUCUGAUCAAGGCUACCAGUCUGAGCCCCACCUGGUGCAGGUGGUGUUUGAAGAAGCCUGCAAAUACUAUCAAAGACGGAGUCUCAGUAGUUCCCAACUCACUGUGGAGAAACUGAAGAAGGGGGGCAUGUUUCAGGCUCCUGUCGCGCUGUCUUCCAUCCUGAGCCACAGUCUUGAUCCCAAAGGAAAAAAGCUCAGGGCCCUCCCAGAACCUUACACCAAGCUCCUGGGCACAAUGCAGUUAGAACUGCAGAACUAUCAAGAUCUGGAGUCCCUCAAGUUGCACGUGGUUCAAGCUUCAGAAAGUGGGGUAAAGAGCUAUGGUGAAGCCCUGGUGGAGCAAGAACUUAGCCGCCUUCUGCACUUGGACUUGAACAGAGAGAACUUGGCAUACCUGAAUGUCAUAUUCACUGCCUUCCCUGGAGCUUUCUGGAAAGCUGUCCAGAACCACCUCCAGCUACAAGAGAAUGGGGAUGGCGUUUUGGUAGCUAGAGCCACACCAGAUAUAUGGAAAAAAGUUCUGGGGGGAGCUGCUCUUAGCCCAACUAAGCAAGAAGAAAGCUGUCCAAAUGGAGUAUUCCCCUUCUUUGAACUUGUCUGUCUUUCUCUUCUCGAGUUCAAGCCUAAAUGGUUGCCUCACUUUGUGGAGCUAUCCCAACAAUAUUUGGGUGCGUCUUGGACUUACAAAAGCAAAGAAGGGCCUGAGGGCGGUGUGCCUCUGUAUAAGAGAGCCCUGGCUGUACUGCCAAGGUGUGCUAGAUGUCCAGUAGCAGAUGGAGAAAUGGAAAUUGAGCUCUUGCUCUGUAGCCAGAGGCCCAAAGCAAUCCUCCAAGCCAUGGACCUCCUUAUCCAAUAUGGGAGAUGGCAGCAUGUGAUGGAGACAGCGGAGAAAUUCUCCUUGUUGAGCCCUUUGUUGAACAAAGAGAUUUUUAUUAAUCUCCUGGGGGAAUUUUCCCGGCACCGGGCACUGGACCCCUAUUUGGACAAGUUGUGGGAUCUCUGCCCGGCAGAUAUGAAUGCCGGUGAUGUCCUGAGCAUUAUUCAGCAACACCUAGCGUCAGUAGAGCUCAAACCGUUUCCUUCUGCACAAGAUGGGUCAUCCCAACCUACUAUUGCGCUGCUGAAACCACUGUUGUACAGACUGGCACAAAGUGAAACAUCCCAGAAUGAAAUUUUUGGUAAUGUCUUACAGGUCCCAUCCUUUCCCCCACCAACACCACCCAGGAACCAACAGUCUCUUCCGAAAGCAGAUUCCCAGGAAAAUCUAACCUUCUUUCAAAACCAAACGUAGUUUUUAUUGUCUCAGGCAACAUGGUAUUUAAAAAUGAUUCUGCAAAAUCAGGAGUUGCAGUCUUUGUAUUCCAAGUUCAUCCAACUAAAGUGGGAAGUAAAAUCGCAGAAUCAUGAACUGUCAGUGACUUUGUUUGGAAGAGUGUAGAGCUUCUAGGAAGGAUUGGAAACAUUUUAUAUCUUUAAACUAGGGUAAAUAAAGGCAUCUCUUCCCUAACCUUUCAGAUAUGCUGGGAUCGUAAUUCUCAAAAUGAGAACUCUGAAUUGUACAGUAUUUCUAGCACAUCUGGAGGGCAUCCAUUGGGGACAGCUGCAUAUCAAAAUGACACAAUUGUUUCAGUAAAAUUUGAAGUGUUACUACUGAUGUACUCCUGUCCCUUCAUGAAUAAUAUUAUGGGACUGUUUGAUAUUCAGAUAACAUGCCAAUCUGCAUUCAUCAACUAUAUUUGUAUACGAGUUUCACUGAGGAGUAGCGGUGUUCUUUUGUGCUCAGAAGUAGUCUUCCUCCAAGGCUGCUAGGUGGACUAGGGGUUGAUACAGUCUAAGGCAGGGGUGUCAAACUCGCUUCCUUAUGGUGGUGUCACGUGACGUAUUGGGACUUUUUUCCCCUUUGCUAAACUGGGCGGGGGUGGGGCUAGCACGUGACGUAUCUGGGCCGGGGGCUGUGAGUUUGACAACCUGGUCUAAGGCAUCUGAAGAGAUCAGAUUGGAGAAGAUUUCUCUAAACUCUUAUUUCACGAGAAGAGAAAAAGGUUCUUGAUAAUAAGUCUAAAAGUUUCAUUUAUCAGCCGUACUUCAUCCUAAUGUUUUUGAAGCUCCCUAAAUCAGCUACUGCUUCUCUGAAAAUCACUCAGGUGUAUCACAGAUUUAAGCAAUAUUUAUCUUAAGCAGUUUUGUUUUGACUGCCUUUAUCUAUGCACACCUUUGUCCCCCUGUACAGCCUUUAUUUUUUUGCUUUUUAGAGAAGUUGAAAAGUUUCACUGUAAUAAUUUAUGCCAUAUUUCUUUGUAAGAAAGUAUAAUUCUCCUAAUGCUGCAUUUCAUAUUUAAGCAAAUUCUUCUUUGGUUUAAAAUGGCAAGACUUGAAACAAAGUGCUACUAUAAUACAAGUCCUGACAAUGUUCUUAUUAGUCCACUCUGCUUUCCAUUUAGGUAAAAAUAGCCUUCUUCAUCCAGAUGGAGAACUUUAGCCUUCCAAACAUUGCAAUGCUACAAUUUCUGGCAUCCUCAUGUCCUACAUGUAUAAUGAUAGGGUCUUUUUCUACAUAGAUUUAACAGAAAUAGAGGAAUCCUUAAGUGGUCUAAUCAUGAAUAAUUUUUUACUAUGUGUAGGUAGUUGAUGAUACAGCAUUGUUUUAAUUCUCAUGAAACUGAUAGGAUCAUUUUUAAAAAUCCAUUUCCCCCCUGAUAUGAUCCAAAAAAGAGGCUGUUGAAUAAAAGGAAGGGUUAUGCCACUUCAGUUCUGUUUUAGAGUGAGCUUAACAGCUGCUUUGCUGCCAACUUUUGAUUUAAAAGGCAAUGGGAUACAUGUGAAAACUGUUAAGAGAUAAUCUGAAGCCCUCACAAAAUUUCUGAAAUUUUUGGAAUCCCAAGCGGUUUGAUUAAGGCUCAGAAAUGCUAGAAAUUAAGGAUGGUCACAGGUUCCCCACCUAUUUUGGAAAGAUGCCUGUGAACAGGAAAUUUGUCUACUGUUUGUUAUGUUGUAAUUCUGUUGCCCUGUCCUACAGCUUGGAAAGUUUUUUUAGUAUUUAAAACAUGAAUGAAAGCGAACGUAUCCAUGGACUAGGCUUGAGUGGCCUUCACUGCCUUGGCGAUCUGAGUGUAAAGCAAAUAUUUUUCUUUCCUGCUGUGAGCUUCCCCUUUCUGGAGUAGAAGAUAGACAUGUAGGUGAACGCAAGAGCUACUCCAAGUCUCCCUUUCGUCUGUCAGAAGCAAACAAGGGAGGUACAGGGGAUGAAAUAACACAAAACAUUUGGCUCAUAUCAAACUGGCCAUCCCAAAUGCACAAUAUCUGUUACUUUCUAUAGGUGACAUUCUUCCAAAAACUCAAGCUUCCUCAUUCCAGAGUCAUUUUAAAAUUAUUUGAAGAGUUGAAAAUUACUGUAAAUGCCCCUCUUGAUUAUAAAGAGGCAAGGUUCUUUCUACAAACUGAUUUGUUGUUAGUGCUGGCCUUCAAACAGAGGUUGGAUGUUCUCAUGAAGUAGGGGUGAAAGGGUAGGCAACCUUAAGAUUUGCCUGGAUGCUUUGUGCCAUGAGUGCCUGGGCAGAUAAAUAGUAGACUUUUAAGGCUAUUUUUAAAUGAAUAACUUUUAACGAGUAAGAAUAAGCAUUAUAUACUCCCGUCUGUAUCUUCUAUAGUAUUUUUGUUAAUUCAUUCUGAGUCUUUUGUUAAUGGGGAUGAAUACUAGUAGAUAAUUCAGUCUGACCUGGAAGAAUGUCAGCUAAGGAAACAAAUCAUGUUUGGGAAGACAAAUUAAAGCAAGCAAACUGCCAGCAGUAUUUCUUUGUCUACUGAGCCAUAGCACAAGAGUUGUGGCUUUAACUUCCCAGGUUCUAUAAAACUGGGAAUAUCCCUAACUGGAAUGUUCAGGGAAGAGUAGAUUAAGGGUUCAUUCAAAUAUUAAGAGAUAAUCGAUUUGAAAUUAGCUUUCAUAAUAUGGGAGGGGAGUUGGAAAGAAGUGCAAAACAUCAAGAGGACAGGUAAUUGUUCGAUGUGUACACCUACAAUUAUUAAUUUGAUGGAGCAGCUAUUAUGGUGAAUGUUCUGGCUUGAUCAGCCAUUGAAUUUUGAGGCAGGUAUUCCUGUUGAAUAAGUAUUUGUCACACCGUUGCAAAAAUACACCAAAAUUAUAUUUAAUACAAUUUGAAAUCAUAGUUUCUUUUAUUAAUUAAAAAUAUUUUGAGUUCAACGAAACAUAGCUUCCUGACCAUCUUGGAUUUCUUUCUUAUACUGUAGCAAGACAGGGGCAACCAGCUAGUUUUCAAGCAAGGUCCAAAACUGGUUUCAUGAUGAUUUGUUCUUGAUUUAUAUUAAUAUUUAACGUUGCAAUUCCAGUAGCAGCAAGAUGGCAUGUUUUGCGGGCCUCAUACUUGGGGAACAGCAAUUUAUAAAAGCUAAGUAUCCAAGGCCUACAUCAAAUCUUACAAAAGUCAUGAAAAAUAUAAUUUCUUUGAAUUUACAAAUGAAAGACAAACAAUAUUACCAGUAAAAAUAAUUAUAUUCAUUCAAAUGAGAAGCAAAAGCAUGUAUACAGAUUCAAGUAUCUUUCUUGGUAAAGCAAUUAGGGAAGUGGAGUGGUGUCAUUUUUACUCUAGUCUUUUUCAGUCCUGCUCCUUCAUAGAAUCAAAUAAAAUUUAUUGUAUAAUAGAAAUCACGUAAUCCAGGCAACUGAAUCUUUAUCAAACUUAGUGGAAAUAAGACUUAAAUAAGACAGAAGCUGCUAGGAACAAUUCCUGACUUAGGCUAAGUGAUAGCAUAAUAAUCAUCUUGAAUUGCUUCCCAUAUAUUGUAGGUUUUCAUAAACCCCUUAGAAAGAAAAAUGGAGUUGUGGAUAAUUUGCUAGGGGAAGGUCACUUAAUAAUAUCCUAGCAGUGAGUGAAUAAAAGUGAAAUAUGUACAUCCUACUAUGAUUGUUUGCAAGUUUGUUGCUGUGAAAAUUUGGAAAUAUGAGCCACUCCCUGACCCCUAAGAAAAUGUUACAUUUUAUGUAAACUUUACAUUUUUUCUUGAUUAAUAAGGAUUUCAUUUCUUACUGUUGCUUUAAGUCAUCCUUCACGCAUUCUUCUAAAAGCUAAUUUAGAACCAGAAGACGGAAAAAUAAUUUUGCUAUUGCUGUUUCUGGAGCAAGAAAAAUGUAGUGCAAAAGGUGGAAAGCACAUAAAAAGGUUUCUGCUACUGAGCUGAGAAUCUGAUUUAUUAUAAAUCCAAAUGAGUUUCUUUAAAAGUUUUAUAUGCAAAUUGAACAAUAGAAAGUCAAGUAACAAAUGAUUCCUACUAUCCUAAUAUUUAAUACUUUGAAGUAAAAUAUUUGUACUGUUACAUUCAGACCAGCAAUUAAUUUAUGGGCUAUACUUUGAAUUAAGUCUAUAACUCAUUAAAAACACUACAGGUAGUCCUUAACAGCCACAAUUGAGUCCAAAUUUUUUGUUGCUAAGUGAGACAGGUGUUAAGUGAAUUUUGCCCCAUUUUAUGACUUUUCUUGUU
Molecule: messenger RNA, 7356 nt
Organism: Notechis scutatus (mainland tiger snake)
Lineage: Eukaryota; Metazoa; Chordata; Lepidosauria; Squamata; Elapidae
Source: RefSeq, a predicted model, not a curated record